UCCUCGCCUCUCUCUGUGAAAGCCUAACGUCAUUAAUACGCGACUCGUGUUUACAGACAGCCGUCAAAAAUUGAAUUUCCAAAUCUCAGCUACUUUAAGCCUAAAAACGGGAGUCAUCAUUAAUCUUAUAACAUGUGUGCGCAAAUAAGACAAAUCUUUUAGCAAAAAUCUGCAAUUUUUCACGCAGGAUUUUUCAAAGUAUUGCGUCGAUGUUGUCUUCAUGUUGAUGUGAUUGUUGAACCAAGAAGUUGUCAGAGGCAAAAGUCUUCUGUAAAUCUUCUCAGUGUGGUGUAACAUGGCACCUGCAAGCAGUGUCUUAUUGUGAGAACUCAAACAUGGAUCAAGCAGAAGACCUGGAGACACUUGGUGAGAAACUGUACACUCUGAUUUACCCCAAACACGCAGAGAAGGCUGGAAAACUCACAGGGAUGCUUCUGGAGCUGCCAGGUCAUGUUCUGAGUCAGAUGCUACAGGACAAGUCCAUGCUGAACGCAGCCGUGGAGAAAGCCCUCCGAGCCCUGCAGCUGACGCAGGAGCCCAGCAAGGUAACGUGUAAGGACGAGGAUGAUGUGUCUGUGUCCUCUGACUCUCUGGGGGAGCAGCUGUUUGAGCUGGUGAAUGUUUACAACACCGGCCACUCACAGAAAAUUACAGGAAUGCUUUUGGAGCAGCACAAAGAGGCAGUUUUAAACCUUCUUUCAAAUCCAACUCUGCUGGAAGAGCAGGUGAACUUCGCCCUAAAGACACUUAAGGAACAGAACAUGGAGGCGAUGGACAUUAGUGACUUGUCGGACGCCGAUGACACAGAGGGGCUGGGAGAGAAGAUCUUCUCACUGGUGGAAGAGCUGGAUCCACUUCAUGCAAAUGAUAUUACAGGUAUGCUACUGGAGAUGGACCCAGCUGCUCUCCAACAGCUGCUCAGUGACCACACGGUGCUGGAGGUUGCGGUUCAGAAAGCGCAAGCAACACUGCACACACAGAAUCAAAGUCUCUCUACUUAAACAGAAGAGGACAACCCCAUUUUACACACAGAAUAAGACAUCAAUAUAUGACAACUUGGAUGAACUCUGAUAAUAUAAUUCUGGGAAGAGCUGGCACAUCGUACAAGUUACCUAUAUAAGCACCUAUCUUUGUUUUAUACUGAUUGAGUGGAUUGUGGAGAGUCUGGGUUGACUGGACUCACUGUAAAUAAUUAAAGUAAACCCAAAUGUCUUAUUAUAUUAUUAAUAUAUUACCACUUUCUAAUACAGGGGCUCACUUUGCUUGCAGGUGAUUGUCUUUCUUAGAUAAGUGGACUGAACAUAAGUGCCAGUGUCUAAUGAAAAACAUUGAUCAAUCAAUAUUGCUCCAUCUGGGAGUCAGACUCACACAAUCAAACAUCGGAAUCAUUGUCACUGCUUGAUGAGUAUGUUUACAGUAGGAGAUGAUUUACUUAUAAGGCUGUUAAAGUGUUUCCAAUAGUCAUGCUAUGACAAUGUAAUGUAUUACAUUUUGUAUGUGUACUGUACAUAAUGUAAGUAACUUGGUGAAAUGUCUUUGCUAACAGAAAAUAGAGCAGGUUAUAUACAAAUGAAGGACUAACUUUAUUCUGUAUUAACUCAUUUCACAACAUUGUUACAUCAGUGGCAGAAAUGAAAUGCUAACCUGUAAAUCAAACCUGUAAUUCCCCUCCAUCACUAUCCAAAUGCUCCUGGCUACCUGGCCACAAAAUCUUUGACAUUUAUUAUUAAUCACUUUUUAGCUAUUUUCCAUCGUAUCUGCAUUAUUAGUUAUGUGUAGAAAAAGGUAGUAGCUCCAGAGUUUACUCCCAACUGAUAGGUUGGUUUAAUGAUUUUAAAACAUUAUGUAAUGAAAAAAAAACAAUAGACAUCUUUCAAAGUGCUACAGAGCGCAAAAAAUAACUUUAUUACCAUUUUGUUUUCAUAUCUUGUGUUCACCGUUUUGUCAAGAAUUUUAGAAGAAUUCUAAAACAUUGGGGAAAACAAUUCCUUCUCUGAAACAAAAGGGGACAUUUUUAUAAUCAUAACCGGAUGCCUACAAAGUCAUUUAAUCAGAAACAGUUUAGCGACAAAUGAUUGGAUUAAAAUCACAUCAGUGUAUUAAAAUGACAACGAAGUAUUUGGAGUAAAAUGAGCUCUCAUUUCACAAUUUAGAUAAAGAUUUAUUUGUCUGCAGAAGCGGCCAAUACAAACGAUCAGAAUAUGAAUCCACAUAAUCUCUAGUGAAUCAUAAAUGCAUUUAUUCAUAGCUAAUCAGAAAAAAUUACUUUGCUCUUCACACACAAACACACGUGUAUGCCUAUGCCUCAUAAAUACAAUCAAUCUGAUAUACAAAUAUUUGGAUAGAUUUAUUUUUAGGGACAUUUAACAUUUUAAUCCCAAUUCCUGUUUUUCUGAAGACCACCCCUCGUUUCAGUGAUAUUGUCAAAUUUCUCAGAAGAGAAACUGAAACCUAACUUGGACAAAAGACCCUGACACAUCUUUUAAAGUCAAGAGUUGUUGAUGGACAGGAGGACAUUUAAAUAAAUAUCUGAAACGAGCAACAUCCUAGCACUGCAGACUUGCUCCCAACUCUCAGGUUGUGAAGCCAGUACGAGUCUCUUUUCUGUGUUAUCCAACAUCUUUCGUUAACUGGAGGGCGACUGAGAAAAAGCAAACAGCUGAUGGUGCACUAUUGACAUGUUUCAUUCCCACACAACAUGCUAGCUCCAGUUGACAGAGGAACACGAAGAGCUGAAAUGCAAAGUCCACAAUAUAAAAUUAAAAAGGUGCCGCUUUCUUCCUAUCCAUCACACAUACAAUCAAUCACUCACUCACUCAAAGAAACAAAUGGAUAUUUGGACGUUAGACACCAAGGGAAACCUAAGACAGGAUCUGGGAUGAUCAUUCUGUUAACAGUGUUAGAUUUGAGGGGAAGCUGGACAGCUUAGACGAGCAACACAUUUAUUGUACAUGAACAUACAGUUUUGUCUAUGAAUGCAUCCAUGGAUAAACCUUUUAAGUGUGUUUUAAAACACAUUACACAACUGUCCGUUUUCUGUUUAGAUGCAGGAAAAAAAUCCUUCAAGAAAACACUG
Etheostoma spectabile (orangethroat darter) is the source of this 3076-nucleotide messenger RNA. RefSeq lists its product as uncharacterized. Gene Ontology annotation, biological process: positive regulation of canonical Wnt signaling pathway; protein polyubiquitination. Gene Ontology annotation, cellular component: cytoplasm; nucleus. NCBI's taxonomy places the organism in Eukaryota, Metazoa, Chordata, Actinopteri, Perciformes, Percidae. The record is from RefSeq and is a predicted model, not a curated record. Gene Ontology annotation, molecular function: ubiquitin-ubiquitin ligase activity; RNA binding. Bases 336 to 1001 code for a protein of 221 amino acids. The transcript has 6 exons.